CCAACAAAACCCGUUCUUGCAGACCAGACACAACUUUAGCGUGGCCCUGAUCCCGCGUGUGUUUCCCAAGGAAAGAGGACAGAUCGGAUUUACAGUACCAACUAGAAAGUCCAGUUCGACCGACAGACAUGUCACAGGAGCAUGACAAUAAGAGGGCGGUGCUCGUGCUGCAGAAUGACCCCGCCUACAGCCAGCGCCGCUCCUUCACCACGGAGGACGAGGCGUGGAAGUCGUUCCUGGAGAACCCGCUGACCGCAGCCACCAAGGCCAUGAUGAGCAUCAACGGUGACGAGGACAGUGCCGCCGCCCUGGGCCUCCUCUAUGACUACUACAAGGUACCUGGAGAUGCCAGGUCACAAACCAACUCAUGGGUGCCCCGGGAAAAGAGAACAAUACCCCAGCAAAAGACAGACGUCCUGGGCUCUGAUGUGGAUCCCAACAAAAGGAACCAUACGGGUCCACAUCCAGAGACAUCCAUGGCAGCCGCAGAGGGCAAGAUCCAGGUCCUGAAGGGCGUUCCCUUCAACAUCGUCCUGCCGGGGAACCAACUGACCCAGGACAAGCGGGGCCUCUUCCCCUCCCCGGAGGCCACGGUCACCGUUUCCAUAGCGACGGUGCCCACCUACCCAAUCAAGACGGAGGGGCCCACGAGUGGUUUCUCGGUGACGAUUCCCGGAGCCCAGUGUUCGGAGUCAGACAGCCACGCCGCUGUGUAUGAGAGACAGCUGGCCCACAGCCAGUUUAGCCCCAGCGGCCAGCCACGCACCCCCGACUCCACGUUCCCGGAGACCUUCAAGGACGGAGCCCAAGAGGUGUUCACGUUCCCAGGGGAGCUCCAGUUACGCAUGGCCUCCAUCGGCCAGGACGAGUACUCCACUUUUGACGCCGUGUCCGGCAACAACUUUGAAUACACGCUUGAGGCUUCCAAGUCUCUGCGUCAGAAGUCAGGCGACGGCACGAUGACCUACCUCAACAAGGGCCAGUUCUAUCCCAUCAGCCUCAGGGAGAUCGACAACGGGAAAAUGCUCCAGCACCCCAUCAGCAAAGUGCGAAGUGUGGUGAUGGUGGUCUUUGGGGAGGACAAGUGCAGAGACGACCAGCUGAAACACUGGAAGUACUGGCACUCCAGACAGCACACGGCCAAGCAAAGAUGCAUUGACAUCGCUGACUACAAGGAGAGUUUCAACACCAUCAGCAACAUCGAGGAGAUCUCCUACAACGCCAUUUCCUUCACCUGGGACAUUAACGAGGAGGCAAAGAUCUUCAUCUCGGUGAACUGCCUGAGCACAGACUUCUCCUCUCAGAAGGGUGUGAAGGGUCUGCCUCUCAACCUGCAGAUCGACACCUACAGCUACAACAACCGCAGCAACAAGCCCAUCCACCGUGCCUACUGCCAGAUCAAGGUGUUCUGCGACAAGGGAGCAGAGAGGAAGAUCCGUGACGAGGAACGUAAGCAGUCGCGUCGGAAGGGCAAGACCACAGAUGUCAACACCAACCUGGGCAACUAUCACUCAGUGGAUGUGAAGGUGCCACUGCUACACAAGCGGAGUGACAUCACCAUCUUCAAGGUGAUGGUUGACCUGGAGACGCAGCCUGUCCUCUUCAUCCCCGACAUCCACUUCUCCAACUUCCAGCGCCAUCCCUUCUCAUCUGAAGAUGCAGAAGAUAGCGCGGGGAUGAAAAGGUUAGCCUAUGGCAACGAGGACGAGUACGCAACGCCGGCCCAUAAGAUGCCCAGGAUGGACGAACCUAAGAAAGUGCUGCUGUACGUGCGCAAGGAGACGGAGGAGGUGUUUGACGCCCUCAUGCUGAAAACUCCCACACUCAAGGGCCUGGUUGAGGCCAUAUCAGAAAAAUAUGAAGUUCCCUUUGAGAAGAUAGGGAAAGUCUACAAGAAAUGCAAAAAGGGGAUCCUGGUGAACAUGGACGACAACAUCAUCAAACACUACUCGAAUGAGGACACCUUCCAGAUCGAGAUGGAGGAGAUCGGAGGGGUGUUCAAGCUCACGCUGACAGAAAUCUAACGUCCGAACGCCUUCAUGCGCUUCCUUCAGUAUGGAGGCUGCUGGUUUACACAUAGCGGGCCCCUCAGUGUGUCUGAUGUAUGAUUCUGCACUGUCCUCUGCUGCCUGAGGAACUACAUGGCUCUCAGGAUUCCUUAUUGAUUCCCUUGUUUCUGGAGGGACCUAAGUCUUGUCUGAGCCUUUCUGAGGUGCGCUAAUGCAAGUGGUCUCAAAGCUUUAACAAGGGCUACCACUGAUGCAAAGAAAUGGGAAACCGGACCUUUAUGCUAGGGGUGGGGGGAGGGGUGUUGGGAGGCAAUAUUGGCUUUUGUAAUAUGGCAAAUUGUCUGCAAGGAAAAGGGGGGGGGGGGGGGGGGGUGUAACUGCUUUUAAUGUCUAAUGCCUGGAUAAGCCCUAUACUUUACUAUUAUUGUUCCCCUUUGAAAACUAGAGCACUGAAGAUCUUUGUCUUUUUACGAGAUGAUUGCAAGUAUAAAUGAGGUUGGGAAAACACUGGUCAAGCUGUAAAUAGGGGAGACAGAGCGUCCCUUUUGGCUCACUGUAUUAUAUGCAACAUGUGGCAGUAUUUAGCAUGUACCGUAAACUAUUUCUCAGUGUAUCUUAAGUUUCACCAUUCUAGGUAUGGAUGUGUGUAUAUGUGCGUGUGUGUGUACAUAUAUGUGUGUGUGUGUGUGUGUUGUGUUGGUGAGGCACAGGAAAAUAUUUACAUAAUCAGUCGAGCAAAUGACCAACAUUGUCUGUAAAAAGUAUUAAUAUGCUAAAUCUAUACCCUUCUAUACCUCACCUUAUCCCACAUCCAUUGAGUUCUGUCUAGUUCAUUAGCACUAAGUGCAAUAUGUGUAUUUCCAACACAUCUACAAUUAGAUUAGUACUCAGAUAAGUCCUGAGUCACUUUUGUAACACAAUAUUCUCCUUAUCCAAUGUUAAAAAGCCAGUCUUUUAAAUGCUGGUUUUUCCCCCAAGCCAUUCUUCAGUUCCCGUUUUGUAUGAAAGUACUUACUCAGCUGAUGUGUAUAUAUUUAUUAAUAAAUAGGAAAGGGUUCUUUUACAUGGUGUGUCAAAAAUGUUUAUUGUCAUUAUGAGAUGUUGUUUGUUUUGUUUUGUUUGUUUUUUGUGUUUUUUAUAUGACAUGAAUCCUGCUGUAUUUAUGCCAAGAUAUUUUUAAUAUAAAGUUCCAGGGUGUUUAAGUGUCUUUUUCGGUCCUUUAAAAGGAGACUUCCCUAUGUAUCUCAGUUACCCACUGCAUAUCUAAACCACUCCUGAAUAAAAGCAGCACUAGCUGUGUGUGUGUGUCAUA
Messenger RNA from Alosa sapidissima (American shad), 3321 nucleotides. RefSeq names its product grainyhead-like transcription factor 1 (gene grhl1). The transcript has 15 exons. Lineage: Eukaryota; Metazoa; Chordata; Actinopteri; Clupeiformes; Clupeidae. Gene Ontology annotation, cellular component: nucleus. The coding region runs from base 129 to 2024 and encodes 631 amino acids. The record is from RefSeq and is a predicted model, not a curated record. Gene Ontology annotation, molecular function: RNA polymerase II cis-regulatory region sequence-specific DNA binding; DNA-binding transcription activator activity, RNA polymerase II-specific. Gene Ontology annotation, biological process: regulation of transcription by RNA polymerase II.